This is a messenger RNA of Paramecium sonneborni, 924 nucleotides long. The record is from the annotation of a GenBank genome assembly. NCBI's taxonomy places the organism in Eukaryota, Ciliophora, Oligohymenophorea, Peniculida, Parameciidae.
ACACAACCAUAUAUUAUUUAUAUGCCAAAGAAGUUUUCUACAAAUCCAAAGUAAAAGAUAAAAUUUAUAAUAAAUAAAAGAGCUUAAGCUGCUAGAGAGAGAGAAGUGGAGAAAAAGGAAAGUGCAAAGGUAAAAAAGAAAUAGAAGGAAGAAGAAGAAUAUUGGAAGGAAACAGAUAAGAAUAUAAUAUCGAAAUAAGAGAGAUAGAGAUAGAAGGAAAUAGAUGAAGAGAAUAAGAGAAGGAAGCAAGAAGAAAAGAAGUAGUUAUAUGAGAGUGAAAUGAAUUCAAUAGAAUCAAGUAUAUAUAUAUAUAGUAUAUUAUAUAGAUAAAUAAUAUAAGGGAGUAAUAACUAAGAAAUAGUUAAAACAAGAGUAGGAGCAAAGAUUAGUUUAACGUUUGUAGAAUGUAGAAUUAGAAGAUGAAGAGAAUGACAAUGAUGAUGAAGAAGAUUAAGAGUAAUAAAAACAAGAAAAAGAUGAAAAUUAAUUUCUUUAAUAAAAUUAAUAGCAAUAAUAAAUAGAUUUAGAAAAGCUUGAAGAAAUUUGGGAUUCAGACAAAGAAGAUUUUGAUGAAGUAAAAAAUGAUUUAUUAUAAAAAAUAUAGACAAUAGGAAAGAAUUAGAAUCAUGUAUUAAGGGAAUAGUAAAAAUUAGAUAAAGAAAAAUAUGAAUAAAUUAUAGAUGCUGAUGGAAUAGGUCAAUUUCUAGAUGCUAUUGAUGGGAAAGGUCCUUAAUAAUUGGUAUGUAUUUAAUAUUAUAAUAGAAAUUUAAGGAAUAUUGUCGUUAAAAAUUAGGGAAAGUUUAAAAGGAAAAUCCUUAACUUAGACAUUCUUAAAUAAUGGAAAUGAUUUACAAAUAGGUAAAAAUAAAAAAAUUAUAAGUAAAGUGGAAAAUUGAUCCAUUAAAUCCUAAGAACUAAUGAUUU